Zea mays is the source of this 395-nucleotide messenger RNA. RefSeq lists its product as uncharacterized. The transcript has a single exon. The record is from RefSeq and is a predicted model, not a curated record. Lineage: Eukaryota; Viridiplantae; Streptophyta; Magnoliopsida; Poales; Poaceae. The coding region runs from base 52 to 354 and encodes 100 amino acids.
GCCGGCCGAGAUCCCCUCCGCGGGCUGCUCCGGAGACGGCCACCACGCGGUAUGAGCAUGAUCCACUUGACCAGCUGCUGGUACUCCAGCGCGUGUACUGCUUGCCAUUGCCUGGGACAUAGUGCCAGCACGCGUGUGCUGUCGGCCAAGGCAACCGCCAGGCACAUACUGCCAGCACAUGCUUGCCAUUACUUACUCCAAGAUUUAUAUUUUGUUGAAGAGAGAUUCUGGGCGCCAGGAGGGAAGCAACUGCCAUGGCUGGCUACUUGCUUUUUACUCUGUUGGUCUGGCUACUUGCUGUUUGGUCUGAAGCUUAUUCAUCUUGUGCUACUUGCUUUUUGCUCCGUUGGUUAGCUCUUAGUUGCUACCUGUUGUAGCUGGGUUUUUAUAUAGAG